Adineta ricciae is the source of this 2859-nucleotide messenger RNA. Lineage: Eukaryota; Metazoa; Rotifera; Eurotatoria; Adinetida; Adinetidae. The record is from the annotation of a GenBank genome assembly.
AUGAUCAUAUCAUGGUUGGAAAACGGAUUAUAUGAAACCUUGAAGAUUCCAGUCAAACGUCAGAUGAAAUCAUUAGCGGAAACGGCACGCACAGCACAGACAUUCUUGAAGAUUGCAAAAGCCGAACAAGAAUUACAGCAUGAAAGUGUCUCCACAUUCGAAACAACGACAUACACUCCUUAUUUUACUGACACAGUGUCAGCCACAUUACCAAAACCAGGACUGGCUUCGUCGAGCACAACACAAUCUCUUCCAUCAUCCGAAGCAAAUGCAGCACAAGAAGAGCCCGAUGGUCGACGACGAUACGGAUACACAGGCGCACGACAACAUGCUUCCGUUCGAACACAAGAUACAUUAACACAACAACGUUCAUCAGCAUGGAAGAAGCAUGGGGCAUCCGACACACAAACCCGGAAUAAUUUCACGACUCAAGCAUCAUAUGGUAGUUACACACGAAGUACAUGUCGCAUAUGCGGCCGGGUCAACAACAGAAAACAACACGCUAUCAUCGACACGGGAUCAGCCGUUACCAUCAUUAGCCAACAGUUAUUGAAGAAAAUUUACCACAAGAACUUAAUCCUCACGAAAAAAUCCCAUCGGUCCGCAAACUGUACAUCGAUCAACAUCAUUGGUGAAAUCAAGCUCGAAGUUAGGAUUCAAGGACACAAGACCACCAUCUUUGCCGACGUCGCUACGAACUUAAUAACCGACCUGCUGCUCGGGAACGACUGGAUCACAAAUAACAAUGUCAUCAUCGAUUCACCGCAACGAUGCAUACACAUAACCGAUCACCAUCGUCGAAUCAAAGCCACCGCGUUCUUUCUCAAACCGCACGAUCUUCAAACACCAGUACUACUCACCGAAGAUAUCACACUUCCACCGUAUUCGGAAGUUUACAUCGAUAUAAACAUCCCGUCACCAAGGAACGUUGCAGAUGAAAUCAUCUUCGAACCCAAUCCACACUUCUAUUCAAAGCAGAUAUUCCCGAUCAACGCGUUACUCACACGACGGACCUUAUCACGAAAUACCAAAUUGGGAUACGCAUCCAGCAAAUCUGACACAAUCAAUCAUCUCGUCUUAACUAUACCCGCAAGUCACCAGGAACAUGCACAGGCGGCGACACUUUCGAAUGUAAAUGAGAGGAAUGCUCCAUUAUCGAAGCGGUCCUGCUAUCUACUGUCGAACAAGAAGAGGAAGGUCCCGAAUACGGACUUUGCCUGUCGAAACAGACAAUCGAACGUGCAUGAACAACAUCAAUGUUAUGUCUGUCAACAACAGUUCCUAUCACGGAACGGCCUACAACAACAUCUACGUGAUCAAUGCUAUCCACAAGACAUUCGCGAGAAGAUCGAAAAAUUAACGAUGCACAUUAAAAAUCAAAGUCAACAAGAAAAGCUCCAACGUAUUCUAUGGAAGUACGGGAAAUUAUACGACCUCCGACAACCUUCGAUUAUCAAAAGAUUGGCUAGACAUGCAAUCGAAACGGGUUCACAUCCACCUGUCUAUGCACCGCCAUAUCGCGUAUCAUACAAGGAUGAACAAAUUCAGAAAGAAGAAAUUGAUAAACUACUACAACAAGGAAUAAUUCANACGAUACACCGGCGAACGGAGCACACUUCGGUCGAAACAAAACCACUCACAAGAUCCAACAGCGAUAUUUUUGGCCAAACAUGCAUCUCGACAUACGAAAUCACAUUAAGGUUUUUGAAGCCGAUCAAACCACCUGAAGGAGUAUGGCAAUUGCUGACUAUGGAUUUUCACGGGCCCAUCACACCGUCUACACAACGAGGAAACAAAUACAUCAUCGCAUUGACAGAUGUAUUAUCCAAGUUCGUCAUCACCAAAGCAGUACGUGAUUGCACUGCAGCAACGGCCGCACGAUUUAUCACCGAAGAAGCAAUACUCAAAUAUGGCACUCCAAAAUGUGUUUUGACGGACAACGGAACACACUUCACAUCGGCAAUGAUGAAGGAAUUAUUCAAAAAGAUGGGUGUUACACAGCUAUAUUCCACACCAUAUCACCCAAUGACAAACGGUCAAAUUGAGCGAUAUAACGCUACCAUGGAUUCAAAGAUAGCAGCACUAUCAAACGUCAACAGGACCAAUUGGGAUGAACAAUUGCCGUUCGUUACGUUCAACUACAAUACCAGCAUCCAUACAACAACAGGACACAUACCCUUCGAGCUGAUGUAUGGCCGAACACCUGUGUUACCAUUUGAUCAACAUGAAUCCAUCGUCAGUAUCGCCGAAGAUCCCGACCACGGCAACAAACUCAAACGAUACUUAGCAUCAUUAACGAACGACGCCCGGGACAACAUUCAACAACAACAGCAGAAAUACAAACACCGGUAUGACCAGUACCGCAUGAAUCCGAAGUACACCAUCAACGAUCUGGUGUUAGUCAAAGUGUCCAACUUCCGAAAUAAAUUCGACAUUCGGUACGAAGGACCUUUUCGCGUCGUGCAACAGCUUGACGAAAAGACAUUUAUAGUCCAACACGUGAAAAAACACACGUUGACACGACAAGUUACAACCGACGUUCUCCGACCAUUGUGCGAACGCAAGAACAUAUCAUCUGGUUCGUCAACUGAUCAAUCGAUUUCGCUGGAUAUUAUCGAACAUCAUCGUCAACUCAUCGUCGAUUUCGCUGGAUAUUAUCGAACAUCAUCGUCAACUCAUCGUCAAUCGACUUCGCUGGAUAUUACCAAAUAUCAUCGUCAACUGGUCGAACAAUUAUACAAUGACAACAAGGAACUCGUGUGGAUCGUCAACCAGUCAUUCGCCUCGAUACAUCUCACCAUUACAAAGAUUAGAUCGGAGAACCCGAUCGUGGCAAUCCAAGCGAGCAGCCGAGGAUGA